Molecule: messenger RNA, 2819 nt
Organism: Microtus ochrogaster (prairie vole)
Lineage: Eukaryota; Metazoa; Chordata; Mammalia; Rodentia; Cricetidae
Product: gamma-aminobutyric acid receptor subunit rho-1
Biological process (GO): monoatomic ion transmembrane transport
Cellular component (GO): membrane
Molecular function (GO): GABA-A receptor activity; extracellular ligand-gated monoatomic ion channel activity
Source: RefSeq, a predicted model, not a curated record
GGCAGCGGCUCCUCACCGGCUCCUCCUCCGCCUUCUCACGGCUUCUCGGGAGAGCUGUUUGACUGUCCAGAAUAUGAAAUUUGGCAUCUUCCUUUUGUGGUGGGGAUGGAUUCUGGCUGCUGAGAGCACAGUGCACUGGUCAGGAAGAGAAGUUCAUGAGGCGUCUAGGAAAGGCAGCAGACCUCAGAGACAGAGACGAGGAGCCCUCGACGAUGCCCACAAGCAAGGCAGCCCGAUUCUGAAACGAAGCUCCGACAUAACCAAGUCACCUCUCACCAAGUCAGAGCAACUGCUGAGGAUAGAUGACCAUGACUUCAGUAUGAGGCCUGGCUUUGGAGGCCCGGCCAUCCCCGUGGGUGUAGAUGUGCAGGUGGAAAGCUUGGACAGCAUCUCGGAGGUCGACAUGGACUUCACCAUGACCCUCUAUCUGAGGCACUAUUGGAAGGACGAGAGGCUGUCUUUUCCAAGCACGAACAAUCUGAGCAUGACAUUUGACGGCCGGCUCGUAAAGAAGAUCUGGGUCCCUGACAUGUUCUUCGUGCACUCCAAACGCUCCUUCAUCCAUGACACCACCACAGACAACGUCAUGCUGCGGGUCCAGCCCGAUGGGAAAGUGCUGUACAGCCUCAGAGUUACAGUGACGGCGAUGUGCAACAUGGACUUCAGCAGGUUUCCACUGGACACACAGACCUGCUCCCUGGAAAUCGAGAGCUACGCCUACACAGAAGAUGACCUCAUGCUAUACUGGAAAAAGGGCAACGACUCCUUAAAGACAGACGAGCGGAUCUCCCUCUCCCAGUUCCUCAUCCAAGAAUUCCACACCACCACAAAGCUGGCCUUCUACAGCAGUACAGGCUGGUACAACCGUCUGUACAUUAACUUCACUUUACGCCGCCACAUCUUCUUCUUCCUGCUCCAAACCUAUUUCCCUGCCACCCUCAUGGUCAUGCUGUCCUGGGUGUCCUUCUGGAUCGACCGCAGAGCUGUGCCUGCCAGAGUUCCCUUAGGCAUCACCACGGUGCUGACCAUGUCCACCAUCAUCACGGGCGUGAAUGCCUCCAUGCCCCGAGUGUCCUACAUCAAAGCCGUGGACAUCUACCUCUGGGUCAGCUUUGUGUUCGUGUUCCUCUCAGUGCUGGAGUACGCGGCUGUCAAUUACCUGACCACAGUGCAGGAGCGGAAGGAACGGAAGCUACGGGAGAAGGUCUCCUGCAGCUGCGGACUGGCCCAGCCCCGGGCAGUGAUGCUGGAUGGUAGCUACAGUGACGGGGAGGUGAAUGACCUGAGCGGCUACAUGCCUGAGAAUGGCGAGAAACCCGACAGGAUGAUGGUGCAGCUGACCCUGGCCCCUGAGAGGGGCUCUCCCCAGAGGAAAAGCCAGAGAGGCAGCUAUGUGAGCAUGAAGAUCAACACCCAUGCCAUCGAUAAAUACUCCAGGAUCGUCUUCCCAGCCGCCUACAUUUUAUUCAAUUUGAUAUACUGGUCAAUUUUCUCUUAGAUGUCUGUAAUUCUGUAAACCUCGCCUUCUUCAUGGUUUGUAUGCACUACAGAAAUUGCUGUGAAUGACAAAGUAUGAAAACCACCCCAGUGCCCCCCUGGGCUUUCACUGUCCCUUCUUCAGCCAUGCAAAGCUGCACUGACAAGACAGCGUUUUUCUAUGUAUUAAGCAUCAGUUGUAUACACAGUAUUAUGCGAGGCGUUGUAGGAAUUUGUCAUGAUAGCAACUGGUAUUAGCUGUUCCCAGAUCCCAGGAAGAGCACAGAGGACACAUGGUCAAGCUGCAUUUCAGUGCUGGGCCCUGGGUUCUCUCCUCACGGAGGUCUUCCUUCGUGGGCAGCACUGUGUUCUUUAGACUAUGUGGAACUGGAGAGCACCUGAGUAAAACUCAUUUGCACGGAGCCCACGUGCACAUAAGCCCCUUCUGGUGACAAGCUGUGCUUUGGUCUGUCCCUGCCCGUUUGGCGCCCCCCACAGUUAAUGUAUGGUAGUGGUGUUCAUGCUUCAGACUGUCCCUCCGUCCACUCGCAUAGUUAACGUAUGGUAGUGAUGUUCACAGGCUCUCUUUAACAAGCUAUAGAUAAUCUCCCCUUAGAAGAAAUGCUCUUUAGAUGGUUGACUUUUUUCUGGCAGAGAAACUCUGAAGAUGGAGAUUCGUGUAUGCAUUCUGUCUGUCCUGCGGAGCUGAGUGUGCUAGAGAACCGUGUUCCUUGCUCUGUUUUCUAGUCACUGUUUGUGCCUCUCUACCACGGAGCAUGUGCUCUUUCAAAAUGAACUGUUUUCUCAGUAGCAUGGUAUUAUCACGGAGGAGCUCGAAGAGGUAUUAAUUUCUUCUGAGUAAUCAGCAUUUCAAGGAAACUUGAGGUGAUACAGCUCAUGAGAAUGAGAAGCACACAAUUUCUUAAGAGAAAAUAACAUCAAAAAGCAAAAGAAACAGAUAGACGUCUGGCUUUCCACUCUGAGAGCCAACAGUGUCUAGGAACUAGUGCAGUUAUCAUCUAGAUUGAGCGUUCAAUAGACCAGAUGAUGAUGUCAGUCAUCACUUGUAAUUUGAUGUGUUAUUUUAAAAUAAUGUUUAAAAAAUAAGGCUUCAUGUUAUUUAUCUAGAAGAUAUAGAAUAAGUCCAACUAAACUUGCCCAAAAGUCAUUAACAGUAUGGCGUUUUCUCUGGGCUACAUCUUUCACUCACAGAGACAGAGACGUCUAUUUAGCAUCUGUUCACAUCCCAGCAGCCUCUAAAACAAGUUAAGACAUUGCCCUUUAAUUGUGGUUGUGUUUGUCAGGCAGUGGUGGUGCACGCCUUUAAUCCCAGCACUCGGGAG